GCUGUGCUUUCGGUGGGGCGUGAUAGCCAAUAGGAGCGGGGAGAGGCGUCCCCGGACCGGGAAGAAACAGCGGCCGGGCGGGGGCUUGGGGACCAUGGGCCUCCUGACCAUCCUGAAGAAGAUGAAGCAGAAAGAGCGGGAGCUGCGGCUGCUCAUGCUCGGCCUGGACAACGCCGGCAAAACCACGAUCCUCAAGAAGUUCAACGGAGAAGACAUCGACACCAUCUCGCCCACCCUGGGCUUCAACAUCAAGACGCUGGAGCACCGGGGAUUCAAGCUGAACAUCUGGGAUGUCGGCGGCCAGAAGUCCCUGCGGUCCUACUGGCGGAACUACUUUGAGAGCACCGACGGCCUCAUCUGGGUGGUGGACAGCGCCGACCGCCAGCGCAUGCAGGACUGCCAGCGGGAGCUGCAGAGCCUGCUGGUGGAGGAGCGCCUGGCGGGAGCCACCCUCCUCAUCUUCGCCAACAAGCAGGACCUGCCGGGAGCACUGUCUUCCAGCGCCAUUCGGGAGGCCCUGGAGCUGGACUCGAUCCGAAGCCACCACUGGUGCAUCCAGGGCUGCAGCGCUGUCACUGGGGACAACCUGCUGCCCGGCAUCGACUGGCUGCUCGACGACAUUUCCAGCCGCAUCUUCACAGCCGACUGAGCCGCUCCAGGCGCCCCCACCUCAGUCCGGGCCCCCCCUGCCCCCGCCAAGCACCACCCGGGGGAAGAUGGGAAUCGGCCAGCCCAGCUAACACUCCAUGCCCCUUCGUAACCUGCUGCCGCCACCCGCUGCCGCUCCACGGCCAGCCCAGACCCCAUGGCGGGUGUGCGACUGCCCUGGCUGUCACCCUGGCUCCUGACCCGGCCCUCCUGCAGCCGCCACACCGACAGGCAAGGGCU
Messenger RNA from Pipistrellus kuhlii (Kuhl's pipistrelle), 888 nucleotides. It is a transcript of the gene ARL2, whose product is annotated as ADP ribosylation factor like GTPase 2. The record is from RefSeq and is a predicted model, not a curated record. Bases 95 to 649 code for a protein of 184 amino acids. Gene Ontology annotation, cellular component: microtubule cytoskeleton; cytoplasm. Gene Ontology annotation, biological process: protein folding. NCBI's taxonomy places the organism in Eukaryota, Metazoa, Chordata, Mammalia, Chiroptera, Vespertilionidae. Gene Ontology annotation, molecular function: GTPase activity; GTP binding. The transcript is spliced from 5 exons.